AUGACGGUCUCACCGCCAGCGUCGCCAUCGGGCCCUGCCCCGCGACCCAUCAGCGCGGUGAUGCGCACACCACGCAGUAGUAGUCGAUUGAGUAUGAGCAGCAGACAAGGUGGAAGCCGUGCCUCAGAUGAGGAUGGCAAGACCGCUGUGAAAGUUGCUGUUCGAGUUCGACCUCCACUUAAACAAACCGACCCCGGAUACGAGUUAAUACCCCAACGAUUCCAGCGCUCCAUGGUUCACGUUACAGCUUCCACCAGCUUGGCCGUGGACGUACCACAAGGGCGCAAGCUUUUUGUUUUUGAUCGCGUUUUCCCAGAGACAGUGGACCAGGAUGGGAUUUGGGAGUACCUUAGUGACAGUGUCAGCUCCUUUCUCCAGGGAUACAAUGUUUCGAUCCUGGCCUACGGUCAAUCCGGCGCUGGAAAAUCUUAUACAAUGGGCACAUCAGGCCCCGGCGAAUUGGGCAAUGAGAAUGCGAUGGGUAUCAUUCCCCGUGCUGCACAGCUCUUGUUUGAUACAUUGGACGGUCCAGCCAAGCACGCCCGAAAUGGGUCCAGUUCAACCGGCACUGGCCUUCGAACUCCACAGCGGUAUUCGAUGAGCUCUGCAGCGAGCUUUGGAAAGCUGAACAUUGAGAAGAACUGGCAGCUCAAGGCUACCUAUGUCGAGAUCUACAAUGAGCAUCUCCGGGACCUGCUCCUGCCCGAAUCCGCGGCUGCCUCCGGCGAUCGCAGCAAUGUCACUAUUCGCGAAGAUGCUAAAGGACGUAUUCUUCUCACAGGCCUGCACCAAGUCAACAUUAACUCGUUUGAUGACCUGAUCGGUGCCUUGAACUUUGGAUCCGCUAUUCGUCAAACCGAUUCCACCGCCAUCAAUGCCAAAUCAUCUCGAUCGCACGCAGUAUUCAGUUUGAACCUGGUGCAGCGCAAGAGUUCUGGCCAACCUAGCUCACCCAAAGAAAAGCGCAUGUCUAUGCCGGUCGAUUCCUUCUCAAAUGGCGAUUCUGUGACGGUGGACAGCAAGCUCCACUUUGUUGAUUUGGCCGGUAGCGAACGGCUGAAGAACACUGGAGCUUCCGGUGAACGUGCCAAGGAGGGUAUCUCCAUUAAUGCUGGUCUUGCCGCCCUCGGCAAGGUCAUCUCCCAGCUCUCCUCUCGCCAAUCUGGAUCCCAUGUUUCUUACCGUGACUCCAAACUUACCCGCCUGCUACAAGACUCGCUGGGUGGCAACGCUAUCACCUACAUGAUUGCCUGUGUGACCCCAGCGGAGUUCCACUUGAGCGAGACCCUCAACACUGUCCAGUACGCCCAGCGCGCUCGCGCCAUACAAAGUAAGCCCCGCAUCCAGCAUGUUACGGACGAGAGCGACAAGCAGGCCUUGAUUGAGCGUCUCAAGGCCGAAGUUGUUUUCCUCCGCAAUCAGAUUCGGAAUUCCGAGGCAACAGAGCGCCGCGACCCAGUCAACACCGAGCGUAAUGAGCGCAAGAAUGAGCGGGAGAUUCAAUUGCAAAACCAGCUGCUUGAUGUCCAGGAGAGCUACAACGCCUUGAGCCAACGUCACACCAAGCUGAUCUCGACAUUGGCGACCGAUUCGGAAAAUGCCGAAGCCAAUGAUGCUGUUUCGGAUCUUAGUAAAGACUCGAUUGAGCGUAUGCAGCGCUCGCGAUCAUUCGCCGCGUCUGUCGAGCAAGUUGUGCUUGAAUACGAGAAGACCAUUCAGAGUUUGGAGUCAUCGCUUUCCGACACCCGCUCGUCUUUGUCAUGCUCCGAGAGUGCUCUUUUGGAGCGUGAAACUAAGUGCACUUACGUCGAGACCGUCAAUUCGCAGCUUCAGUCUCGCCUGCAGAAGCUGUUGGACCGGGAAACUAGCAACGAGACCUACCUGCACGAGCUUGAAUCCAAGCUGGAUGGUGCCUCUACUGGAGAGGAGAAGCACGCUGCCAUUGUGGCCGAAUUGCGCAAAGAGCUCAGCCGCGCUCGUGAGAAUGAAGGAAGCUGUGAAGAGUAUAUCUCUACACUCGAAGACCGCCUUGCCGAGUCUGAUCAGGACAUGGAGCUGAUGCAGCGGGAGGUGAUUCGUCUGGAGCACGUUAUCCAUCGCCAGCGGGGUCUGGGUACGCUGGAUAACUUGCUUCACGACCUGGAUAACCGUCACAAGCUGCCCGAGGGAUCGGAAGGUGCCAAUGGUGUUGAUCCUGCCUACACUUCGUCUGCCAAGUUCUCCCACAGACAUACCCCCUCAUUGGAUGUUCUGAACGAGGCCGUGGAAACUGCCAUCCCCGAGUCGGACGAAGACCUGGUUGAGCCUAUCCCGGAGGAGGACGAGAGGGAAGCUACCCCUGAAGAUAAAUCCACUGGUGAUGACCUGGAGGUCCUCGAGAACCUGACCAACAAGCUUGAGGCUCGUCGCUCCGAAGCCCUGCGCGAGGAGCCUCUCCACAGCCCUGCGCAAUCCAAGUUUGUUGCCGACAAGCUUGAGACCGUUACCCAGGAGCUCUUUGAUCUCCGUCUUAGCCACGAGACUGCCGUGAGCGACUAUGAGACGCUCGAGGCCAAGUACGAGGAGGCUCUAAGGGCUAUUGCCGAGCUUCGCCAAGAUAAGAUUGAUGAAACCCUUCAUCCCGCUCCCGUUGCUCAGAACGAGGCCUCUCGGCCUGUUUCUUUUUUAGACAACGGAGACGCUCCGGUCUUGAAGUAUGGAGGUCAACACUCAUUCUCGCAAUCGCUCUCCUCGGAAUUGUCUUCGGCCGGUGGAUCGGCUGCAUUGCUCGAGUCUUCUGAAGAGUCCAAGCUGGAGAACGAGUCGGUGCCUGUUACUCCUGUCACCUCUACCGCUACCGCUCAACAGGAGAGCGAGGAAGUUGAGCAGAUGCGCAACAUGCUUGCUGAGCACAAGGUUGGUGCUGAUCUCAUGGCUCAGAAGUAUUCCGAGCUCCAGAGCGAACACGAGGAGAUUUUGGGCAUUGUUGAGAGGCUGAAGGCUGAGGCCGAGGCCCAGCGUACCAAGUCCAGCUCUCCUACUACACCCGGUUUCAAGAUGAUCCGCCGCAUGACCAGCCAGAAUCUUCUUUCCGGUGUUGACCGUGCUCACCGUUCUCUCACUGCACUCCGGAUCAUUGCCAACGAGGAGUUUGCCGAGAAGCCCGAUACUUUCCAAAGCUUUGAGACUCACCUUGAUGCCACUAUGCAUGAAUUGUCUACUCGUAUGGAGCGUCUCCAGUCCCUGGAGGCUGAGAACCACAGCGUGAAAAGAGAGAUGGAAAUGAAGGCCACUAUUAUUUCCGGUCUCACUCGUGAACGGUCCAGCUUGUCAGGUGCCUCAUCCGUGGACAUGGCUCUUGUCAACCAACUCCGUGACCAGAUUGUCAGCCAAGAGAUUCAGAUCAACGAACUUCGGGAGGCCCACGAGACCCGCGAGAAGGGUCUGAUGGCUGAGAUUGAAACUCUCAAAGGACUUCUCAAGAGCCAAGAGAAUGCUACCAAGGCUAUGGAUGCUGGAGCUGAUGAGCAAGACAAGCGGAUUGACGACUUGGAGGGUGAACUGACCGCGUGGAAGGGCAAGCACCAAACUGCCCACGAGUCAUUGCAGUCCUCCGAGAACCAACUCACCACCACCCUUGCCGAACUCGAGACUGCCCUAGCCGCUGUUGAGGCUAUGCGUGCUGCUGCUGCUUCGAGUGACGCCAAUGCUGACAAGGAGGCCACUGCGAAGGAGCUGGAGAGCGAACGAGCUAAGCAGGAGGAGCAUGUGAAUGCUCUGACCAAGGUUAUCGACGAGCACAAGUCUACCAUUGCAACCCAGUUGGAGACUAUCUCUGGCUUGGAGAAGUCGCACGCUACUGCUCAAGAGCAGCUGCUCGCCCAACAGACUGAUGAAGUUCUUGCCACUGGCGCGCCCGAUGCGUCCAAAAUUGCUGAGCUUGAGCAGCUGAUCGCAUCCCACCGAUCCGCCAUCGACUCACAACAAACCGAUCUUCAAGCGAUGCAAGAAGCCCACAAGCGCGAACUGGCCGAGCUUGAGGAACGGGCCAAGGCUGCCGCUCAAGCCGAACACGAGUCCCAGCUUUCCGAGAAGGAUGCCAAAUAUGACCAGUCGAUGGCAGUCCUCCAGAAGGACAUUACGGAAUCUCGCAAUGAGUUGCUGAACCUUCUCAGGGCCGUCUCGGGUCUGCUCAGCUCGGAUGUUACCGCCGAAACUUUGACAGACCAGAUCCAAGAUGUUCUGGCUCAGAAGCAGCACUUCUCUGAGAAGUACGUUGAGCUGAUGGAUACCAAUGAGAAUCUUCGCAAGCAGCUUGAGGACAAGACUCUUAACAACGCCGAGAUUGAGGAACUCACAAAGAAGAGCACCACCCAGGACGCCAAGGUUAAUGAGCUGGCUCUCUUGGUUGCCACACUGGAAGACACUCUUCUUCAAAAGGAGGAGCAGGUCAAGAAGAAGGAAGCCCUGAUUGAGGAGAUUUCCUCUGAGAAGGAAAAGAGUGUCCGUCUGGUCGAGGAGCUUGAGGAACAAAUCACCAGCAGCUUUGACCAGCACCACAACCGUCUGUCCGUUAUCCAAGCGGAGCGUGACAGCGCACUUGAAGAUGCCAAGGCUCGCGUUGUUGUUCUUGAGAAGGAUAUUGAGACCUACCAAGUCCGCAUCGAGCAACUUGAGCUUCAAAUCAAGAACAACGGUGGCCAAGAUAGUUACCAUGACCGUAGCAGCUCCAUGACCUCCAACCUCCGCAAGAGCGCAUCCGCCGCAUCCCUACCCUCGCCUCCCCCCGCCAUUCCUCUUCCCCCCCCUUCCCACCAUUGCCGCUCACUUGUCGAAGACCAGGAGGCCCGCAUCCGUACCAUCGAGAAGCACCUGUACGCUGAGAAGCAGCUCACUGCUACCCUGGAAGAGGCACUCGGUGACCUCGAAGCCCAGAGCAGCAAGGUCAAGACCGACUGCGAAGCCUGGAAGAAGAAGGCCUGGAGUCUGGAUGACGAAUUGUCUACCCUCCGCAAGGAGCGCAACUCCGCCCGCCUUUCCCUGCAGGCUGUCGAGGAAGAGCGAAGCGCCCGCAAGGAAGCCGAAGCCGCGCGCGCCCAACUCGAAGAGCGCAUGAAUGCUCUUAACAAGAAAAAGAAGAAGAGCACCCUCAACUGCUUUUAA
Penicillium pulvis is the source of this 5142-nucleotide messenger RNA. RefSeq lists its product as uncharacterized. NCBI's taxonomy places the organism in Eukaryota, Fungi, Ascomycota, Eurotiomycetes, Eurotiales, Aspergillaceae. Gene Ontology annotation, biological process: microtubule-based movement; mitotic spindle organization. The transcript is spliced from 3 exons. Gene Ontology annotation, molecular function: microtubule binding; ATP binding; microtubule motor activity. The record is from RefSeq and is a predicted model, not a curated record. Bases 1 to 5142 code for a protein of 1713 amino acids.